Messenger RNA from Trichosporon asahii var. asahii CBS 2479, 582 nucleotides. RefSeq lists its product as uncharacterized. The record is from RefSeq and is a predicted model, not a curated record. The transcript has a single exon. NCBI's taxonomy places the organism in Eukaryota, Fungi, Basidiomycota, Tremellomycetes, Trichosporonales, Trichosporonaceae. The coding region runs from base 1 to 582 and encodes 193 amino acids.
AUGUCCAUGUCCAACAACUCAACUUUCGCGAUCAAGCACACCGAGUGGACGACGCCGCCCCUCUCGCCGCGUCUUACCCCGCCCCCUUGGGCCGAGCCGGCACAUCUGCCGAGCGAUAUUGCGCCGGCCGGCUACAUUCGCACCUUCGCGCACCCGUCUCCAGACGGCAUCAGGAAGUUCUCCGACGAGCAGCUGCGCGCAGCCCACCCGAGCAUCGCCGAGGCGGCGAUUGCGUACCGCGACCAAUCCCCCGAGGAGCUGUACCACGUCAUCAUCGACCAGGUGCAGCCCAACAUCGUCCGUCUGCGGGGUCGAUAUGCCUCCCCCGAUCUCGCCGGACAGGAUCCCAAGGCCAAACUCCUCUACGGCGUCGGACUUGGAAUGCCGAAGGAGGAGUAUGGGAGCAGGAUCUACCUCCAGGGCACCCCUGGCUGGGAUCGCUUGGGCCAUUGGGGCAGUGGCGACGGGUCGGUGACCGUUGUCAAUUGUGUGAUCCGUCACAACAAGACCUACGUGAAGUCGGCUGGGAGAUCCCGUCGCGGGCUUCGCAAUGGCCGGGGGCGUUGGCCGUGGCCUACCUAA